AUUAGAUUGCGCAUUUUCAAUCGUAGUUCGCGAAAGUUACAAGUGCGUUAAAAUUUGUAUAAUGGCUCCGACACCGCAGGAGAUACCUCAAGUGGAUAUCGAGAAGACGGAGCUUGUGAAUGGCGAUGAUCCGGAUGGAAAACGGGUUGUCAUCUCCGGGAUUUCGGGCGCCUAUCCGCGCUCGCUCCAUAUAAAGGAUCUCUCUGACAAUCUUUACAAUAAGGUGGACCCAAUAGCAGAUGGCAAACCGCGCUGGGACUACGCCCACCCAGAAGUUCCAAAACAUGUAGGCUUAAUCCCUGGUCUGGAUCUGUUUGAUGGCCAGUUCUUCCGAGUGGCCUACCGUAUGGGGAUCAACAUGGACCCCAUGUCAAGAAAACUGCUCGAACAAGUGUACCAAGCUAUAUACGACGCAGGUGUAAACCCUGAGCAUUUGUCCGGGAAGAAAGUCGGCGUUUACGUGGGAACUUGCUUGUCAGAAACUGAAAAAGUCGUUUUUUACUGCGGCUUUGAAGGAAAGACGGGUUUAGGUAUAGCUGGGUGCAACAAGUCAAUGUUCGCCAAUCGGGUAUCCUACUGGCUCAACGCGAAGGGUCCGUCAUUGGCUAUCGACGGCGGGUGCUGCAGUUCCGCAGUAGCGCUGGAGCAAGCCUACCAGGCGCUCACUCGAGGUGACUGCGAGGCAGCCGUGGUAGGCGGCUGUAACAUAUGCCUCCAUCCCCAAACUUCUAUCCAUUUUGGCAGGUCAAUUUCUCUAUGUUUCGAUGGUAAAAAUAAAUCCUAUGACAAAUCAGCUGAUGGCUGUGUGAGAUCCGAAGGCAUUAACGUGCUCUUCUUACAAAAAGCUAAAGAUGCUUUAAGAAUUUAUGCUGAUGUAGUUUACUCCAAAGUGAAAUAUAUUGCCAAUAAACACCCUGGGAGCUGGAAGCGAACAACGGAAGAAGUUACAGAAUUUCUCAAAGAAUUUUAUGAUGAAAUCAAAGUAUCUCCAAGAGAUGUUGAAUAUGUGGAAGGAUUUGGAGCAGGUGACGCUGAUGUUGACAAGACAGAGUUGGAAGCAAUAGAUAAAGUGUUCUGCGAAGGUCGCAGUGACCCUCUCUACGUUGGCAGCGUCAUGUCAAAUGUGGGCUACUUGGAGUCCGCUUCGGGUAUUGCGGGGAUCACAAAGGUGCUUCUGGGCUACCACACUGGUCAGCUGGCUGGAAACCUGCACUGCGAGCAGCCAAGAGACGACGUAGCUGCCCUGCGCGAGGGUCGCCUUCAGAUCCUGCGCGACCACAAGCCAACAGCGAGGUCGUACAUCGCAGUCAACGGUCUGUCGGUCACCGGUAUCAACUCCCAUGUACUUUUACAUGGACAUUACAAGCCGAAGGACCUGACUAAAUACGAGUGUAAUAUUCCGCGCCUGGUUCUAAUCUCUAGCCGAACGGACGCCGCUGUUACAAAAGUGAUAGAAGUAUUAAAAUCAAAACCUAUCGAUGCUGAGGAAUUAGCCUUGAUUCAAAAUAUUCACUCUUCUAGAAUAAAUGGACAUCUAGGCAGAGGAUUUACUAUUUUGGAUACAGAUAAAGAAUCGAAAACCACAAGUCUGUGUGAGAAGGCGACGUAUUUCGACAGCGGCGACCGACCUCUUUGGUUCGUGUACAGCGGCAUGGGCUCACAGUGGGCCGGCAUGGGUGCACAACUCAUGCGCAUACCCAUCUUCGCGGCUGCUAUUGAAAAAUGUCGGCGAGUAUUAGAACCUAAAGGCAUCGAUAUUCUCCAUAUUAUAACUUCGGAUGACAAAACUAUCUUCGAUAAUAUAUUACAUUCAUUCGUGGGCAUCGCUGCUGUGCAAAUUGGUCUGACCGAUAUACUCCUUGCAUUGGGCUUAGUACCAGACAAGAUUAUAGGGCACAGCGUUGGCGAGCUAGGGUGCGCGUACGCUGACGGCUGUCUGACGGCCGAGGAGAUGGUUUUAUCAGCGUACAGCCGUGGUCUCGUGUCUGUGCAGACUCCCUUCAUACGUGGCUCCAUGGCCGCUGUCGGCAUGGGUUUCGAAGAGGUAUCAAAGAUGUGCCCGCCGGAGAUCGAGGUGGCCUGCCACAAUUCACCCGGGUCCAGUACUGUCUCCGGCCCAGCUGACGUUAUGACGGAGUUUGUUGCCGACUUGACAGCCAAGAGCAUUUUCGCGAAGGAGGUCGCUUGCUCCAACAUCGCCUAUCAUUCACGAUACAUUGCCGAAGCAGGACCUGGACUCCUUAAGUACUUGAAGGAAGUUAUUAAAACACCAAAACUCCGAAGUGAGCGUUGGGUAUCGACUUCAGUACCACAGGAUAGGUGGGAAGAAGAACUAGCCAAGUUUUCUUCGGCCGAGUAUCACACUAACAAUCUGCUGAGCCCAGUACUCUUCGAAGAGACGUCCCAGCUGAUCCCAAAGAACGCGGUGCUGGUAGAGGUGGCCCCGCACGGUCUGCUGCAAGCGAUCCUCAAGCGGGCGAUGCCGUCGUGUGCAAACGUACCCCUCACCCGACGAGGACACGCUGACAAUGCACGAUUCUUACUGGAGGCCAUUGGACAGUUGUUCAUGGAGGGCUACUACCCUGAUAUUCGUCAGUUGUACCCGAAGGUCGAGUUUCCCGUCUCCACUGGAACACCCCAUUUGUCGCACUUGGUCGAAUGGGCUCAUCAGGAAAAAUGGAAGUUCCCGACGUAUGCCAGCCCAGAAAGAAUUUCAUCUUCUACGUGCGUUUUUAAGAUUUCCCUCCACGACGCCGAACAUCUUUACUUACAUGGUCACCGAAUUGAAGGCAAGACAUUGUUCCCAUUCGCCUCCGCGCUGGUCUGCGCCUGGGACACAAUCUCCAUGGUAGCGCGCGCGCCGCUCCGCGCGUCAUCCGUGCGGUUCCGUGACGUCAUGCUUCACGCGCAGCCUGUGUUGCACGAGUCGCGUCUGCUGCGGCUCACUGUCGCGUUGCAACGAGGGUCUGGGCACUUUGAGAUCGAAGAUGGAAUUACAAAAGUAGCUUCAGGUUAUGUACUUUUGGAAGAAACCAAGGAAGAGAGUGCUAAAACUGAAGAUUCUGUGGAAGACAUCGUAAUAGGACAGGAUGAAAUAUACAACAUUCUCAAUGAGAGAGGUUACAUGUAUCAACGGUCGUUAAAAAUUAUGUUCAUCAACAGGGGUGAAUUCCGUGGUAUCCGUGAAGUAAAUCCUUCAUUGACUGCGAGCUGCGUCCCGUGGCACGGACGCUGGGAGACCUUCCUGGACUCACUGCUGCAGCUCAACGUUCUUCGGCAACCUCACGACCACAUCUCACAGCCGGUCUUCGUCAGGGAAAUCAAUAUUAAUACUAACAUACACGCUAAAUCUGUUGAGUUGGAUACAGACUUGAAAGUUGAAGUGUGCUCGGUCAAUGACUAUACCAGCCGUGGUAAUAUUAUUGAUUUGCUUGUACAGGUACACUUUGCUGGUCUGAAUGCUUCCGAUAUACUCAAAGUUAAAGAACCGUUUGUUGAUCAACAUCAAUCUAGUGAUGGUGUUUAUGGAAUGGAUUUCAGCGGAACUACUGUAGACGGGACGCGUGUAAUGGGCUUAACGCGCGGCGCUGCGCGCGAACAUGCGCGUGCGACGCCCCAGCUCUUGUGGCCAGUUCCAGAACACUGGAGCCUUGAGGACGCCGCCACAGUGCCCUUCGCUUAUGCACAUGCACUCUACUGCCUUGCCAUAAAAAAGCGUCUAAGUGCUAACUGCCGAGGCAUGAAAGUGUUGGUGAGCGGCGGCGCGGGCGCAACAGGACAAGCCAUCAUUGCGCUGGCGCUGCAUCGCGAGUGUCGGGUCUUCGUCGUCGUCAGCACCGUCUUCAAGAAGAACUUCUUAAUGAAAAUGUUCCCUAAAUUGAAUGCUGACGACAUCAUUUGCUGCCGGGAUGAUACAUUCCUGAACCGCGUAUUGCCUGCGACCAACGGGCUUGGCUGCGAUGUUGUUAUAUGCAGUAGAGGGCAAUACAAGGAUGCCUACAUACAGUGCUGUGGGCCCUUAGGAGUCACGUUGGACAUUCAUCAAGUGAAGAGGAACGAAAACUUCCAAUUCAAAAUGCACGCGUUGACUUAUGAAAGAAGUUACGUUUGCGUGGAUUUUUCUUCGCUAUUUGUUCGUAAUGACAUCGAAACUUUCCAGAGGCUGCAACGGCUAGUAGCAGAAGGCAUCAGCGACGGCUGGGUGCGGCCGCUAUCGCGAGUGACAUACGCCCCGCAGGACGCCACGCGCGCGUUCCGCACGCUCGCCCGCGGCGCACACCUCGGACGCGUGCUGUUGCGCGUGCAUGAGGCGACGUCUCGUGCUGAAACCGGUCUCAUGUGCUCCGGAACGCGCUCCCAGCUUAUGGUGGGUGACUCUUCGCUUGUGACACGACUCGCUGCGCAUUUAGUGCGACGCGGCGCGCGAAACUUGCAUCUUCAACUGAACGACACUGAGCGCCUUGCCCGACAAUUGAAGGAGUGGCAGAAAUGGGGCGUUAAUAUAAAAACAUCGUCAGAAAAACUCGCUCACACUGACUGUGCAUCAAAUCUGCUCAAGCAAAGUUUAAGUCUGGGUCCAGUUGAAGGUGUUUUUGUAGUCAUCGCUGAACAAGUGAAUGAUCAGACGCGAGAAAUCUACAAAACUCUGCUGGAUAACUUGGACGCGCAGACAAGGAAAAUGUCAUCUAUCAAAUACUUUGUAGUAAUUGGCAUCAAUAACCGUCUAGGAGAGAAAGUUUGUGUUUCAAGAGCAGCAGACGGGUUCCCGGCAAUGAUGCUUUCCGUAUCGAUAGACACAAAGGUUGAAGGUGGUUUACCAGCAAGUUACGGUGAUAUUGUUAAUGCAACUGAGCGGGGACUGCAGACUAAGCAGCCUGUCAUUUUUGCUCGGUAUCCUUCUGUUCGCGAAGCAUCUCUAACAGAACAAAUAGAAAAAAUAAUUGAUGUCACCAUAACAGGAAAUGCUGAUAGCAAAACGUUACAAGAUUUGGGCGUUACCAAGGACCAAGCUCAAAAACUUUGGGUAUAUCUAAGAGACAAGCAAAAUAUCAAUAUCCCUGAAGACGAAAUUGCAUUACUCAGUGUAGAAAAAAUACGAGAAAUGGAGGAAACGUUAAAAGAGUCAAAUGCAUCGGUUGAAGGCCUUACUGCUUUUAUUCCCUUCGUGGAUACUGAUGAACUUAUGGCAACGAUUAAUGUUGUGGUGAUGCCCACACUCACACAAGGCUAUGACAUGAGAGACGACGAGUUCGACGCGUCCGAGGCAUGCCUGUACAUAGUCCCAGGACUGCAGGGCCUGCAUCAGCGGUACCACGCGCUGUGCGAGCGACUGAAGCUGGCAGCUGUCGUAUUGCAGCCCGGGUUGGACCAGCCCGACGAGUCUCUGGAAGACAUGACAAAGAGAUAUAUUACGAUGAUCCUGAAGAAAAAAGGGGAAACCAAUAAGUUCUACCUGUUGGGUCACGAACUGGGAGUACUCUCCGUUUUUGAAAUCGCUGCAGCAUUAGAAGAUCAAGGCAUGACGGGGACGGUGUUCUGCCUGGGCGGCGGGCCGGACGAGUUCGUGGCUGAGCUGGAGCGGCAACUAUUCCUGGCGUGCGAGGGCGACGACUCAGAGUCAGCGCUGCAGGAGGCGGUGGCGAGGCAUAUGUGCGCGCUCAUGGGAUAUUCGUCGCCGCGGCUCGACGCUGCAUUGCGCGACGCCCCGACGUGGCCACAAAAGGUGAAGGAGAGCGUGAGCGCUCUGCGCGGACGCGUGCCUCACUCGAUGCAGUACGCGCGCUUGCUGAUAGAAGCAGCUUACGCGCGCGUAAUGAAAGCCAGGCAUCACACGCCGCCCGAGCCGCGCGCGCUCCAAUCGCAAGUGGUCGUCCUGCGCUCCCCCGCGCCCUCAUACCUCGACGCCCUCGAGCUCCAGCGCUACACGCGCGAGCCCCUCGCCGUGCACGACCUGCGCGCCCCGCUCGCGCUCGCCGCCGACGACCUCCGCUCUGCAGCCAUCAUAAACCAAUAUCUUGAUGAGAAAACAAGGGAAUCCUUUGCUAAGAAGACUCUCUGCCACACCUAUUUGAUGAGUUCGGCGAGUUAUUUCAAAGUAAAUGAUGAUUAA
This is a messenger RNA of Cydia splendana, 6109 nucleotides long. Its product is annotated as fatty acid synthase-like. Gene Ontology annotation, molecular function: oxidoreductase activity; fatty acid synthase activity. The record is from RefSeq and is a predicted model, not a curated record. The coding region runs from base 62 to 6109 and encodes 2015 amino acids. The transcript is spliced from 38 exons. Lineage: Eukaryota; Metazoa; Arthropoda; Insecta; Lepidoptera; Tortricidae. Gene Ontology annotation, biological process: fatty acid biosynthetic process.